This is a messenger RNA of Hibiscus syriacus, 870 nucleotides long. RefSeq names its product axial regulator YABBY 5-like. Gene Ontology annotation, cellular component: nucleus. Gene Ontology annotation, biological process: abaxial cell fate specification; multicellular organism development; cell fate commitment. NCBI's taxonomy places the organism in Eukaryota, Viridiplantae, Streptophyta, Magnoliopsida, Malvales, Malvaceae. The transcript has 7 exons. The record is from RefSeq and is a predicted model, not a curated record. The coding region runs from base 153 to 680 and encodes 175 amino acids.
UACUGUUGUUAUACAUAGCCCGGGUUUAAAGAGGUGUAGGUUUCCUUUUGCAACUAACAGAGAUAACUAUUUGGUUUCUUCUAGGGUUGAGGUUGAGGAGAGUUUGCUCUAAGCUUUGAUUUCUUCUUCUUCUUCUGUUUUCACUUGAAGACAUGUCGAGCUGCAUCGAUGUUGUGCCUGAGCAACUUUGCUAUAUCCCUUGCAACUUUUGCAACAUAGUUCUUGCGGUGAGCGUUCCAUGCAGCAGCCUGUUCGAUAUUGUGACAGUCCGAUGCGGGCACUGCACCAAUCUAUGGUCUGUUAACAUGGCAGCCGCCGCAUCUCAGUCACUGUCAUGGCAAGAUAUUCAGGCACCAAAUUAUGCAAUACAGGAUCACAGGACAGAUCUGGGUUCGUCGUCGAAAUGCUGCAACAUGUUCUCGAUGCGACCUCUUCCUGCCGCUAACAGUGCAACCGAGGAAAGGGUGGUGAACCGACCUCCCGAGAAGAGGCAGCGAGUGCCUUCUGCAUACAACCAGUUCAUCAAAGAGGAGAUUCAAAGGAUCAAGGCCAACAAUCCAGACAUCAGUCACAGGGAAGCUUUCAGUACUGCUGCUAAGAAUUGGGCACAUUUCCCUCAUACCCACUUUGGACUGAUGCUGGAAACGAACAACCAGACUAAGGUGAAUAAUCAGGCUUAAGAAGCAUGUGAUGGCAAGAAGGGCGGUGCGAAACAAGUGAUUGCGCUUGAGAUUGAAGCAAAGGUUACGAUUUGAGGGUUUGAAGUGUUGAUCCAAGCGUGUGUUAGAAUAUGUAAUAUUUACUUGAACUCAGCUACUCCUCCACUUUCCAACCAAACAUAUUUACAAUCAAAAUAAAUUUCACUCUCUA